Molecule: messenger RNA, 2606 nt
Organism: Dermatophagoides pteronyssinus (European house dust mite)
Lineage: Eukaryota; Metazoa; Arthropoda; Arachnida; Sarcoptiformes; Pyroglyphidae
Gene: CYLD
Product: ubiquitin carboxyl-terminal hydrolase CYLD
Biological process (GO): protein deubiquitination
Molecular function (GO): cysteine-type deubiquitinase activity
Source: RefSeq, a predicted model, not a curated record
AUUCUCGACAUAAUUCUUACGAAACACACAAAUCUUAAUACUCAAAUAAUGAAUCUAGUAUUUAUGGUUUUAAAAUUAAACAAAUUCUUAUUAAUCCGCUAAAAAUGCCUUCAAAUAAUGGUUAUCAACCGUUGAUCAAUUCAUCAUCAUCAUCAUCAUCACAUACAUCAUCCUCAUCUCAUCGACCAUAUAGGCCUAGGUUUUUAGAUGAAAUAUGUGCGGAUGGUACUGCUCCACCUUCUUUAAAAUUAGGCGACAAAGUUGUCUGGCUCAGUGAUGAUGGUCCAGAAUAUGGUGUUGUUAAAUGGUUGGGAAAAUUAACCGAUGUUGGUAAUGAAUGGAUGGCUGGUGUAGAUUUUGUUAAUCCAAUUGGUUCCGGCACAGGAUUAUAUCAUGAUUAUAAGCUGUUUGAGACAAAAAUGAAUCAUGCAUCAUUAGUACCUAUCGCUGGUUUGAUAAGAGCUAAUGAUUAUAUUGGAAACUAUAGCAACAUAAACAGUAAAAAUGCCGAUACCAUUCUCGUGGCUCCGUUAAAGCCAAAACGAACUAAAAAAACCGAAACUUCCAAAUUCUAUACAAAUGAAUAUUAUCAUACCAAUCUUAAUAAAGAUAUGAUCCAUACAAACGAUGAUUUGGAAAAACGUAUUAAAUUUUCUGACAAUAUUGGCCUUCAUUCAUCAUCAUCAAACAUUAAUUCAAUUUCCAAUGAUUUAGCUGAAUUAAAUUUUACUAAUGUCAUUCAGGCAAAAACUUGCGCAAUCGAUGCCAAUUUCGACAAAUCUAGCCCAUUAAAAUCCACUGAAUGUCCAACAUCAGGAUUGCAUUGUUCAUUACGGUCAAGCAUGAAUUCAUGCAAUAAAACAGAAGAGUUUGUUAAUAGCAAAAAUAAUGCCGAUAAAAUGGAAUGUGAUCAACGUAAAUUAAAUCUUCAAAUCCCUAAAAACAUCCAUAAUAAUAUAAUAAGUGAAGAAAAUCAAGAAUCACCUGACGACGAUGAAUUAUUUGAAAUCGGUUCUGUGGUUGAAGUGGGCAUAAAUUCUACAUCAUAUCAUGGAGUUAUUCGAUGGCUUGGUUUUCUUAAAAAUGAUUUAGACUAUACAAUUGAUUCGAUUAGAAAAUCAAACAAACGUUUCAAGGAUGUUGUUGCGGGAAUAGAACUUGAAGAAGAGAUUGCUGGUUUAACGGAUGGAACAUUGAACGGUCGAAGAUAUUUCAAUUGUUCAAUCAAUAAAGCUUACUUUGUUCCUUUGAAUGAAUGUUCGAAAGAUAGCCGUUUCUAUCAUAGUUCUGCUACUGGUAUUCAAAACGGCAGUUUACUUUUGAAUGAAAAACAAUGUGAUUCUAGUCAUUUUGGAUCAAUCGAUUGUCCGACUGUUUUGGGUAAUAUACCACCAUUGACUACUGCAGAUUUAGAGCGACUUUGUGGCAAGAAUCGUGGAAUUCAAGGCCAUCAUAAUUCCUGUUAUUUAGAUGCAACUUUGUUUGCUAUGUUUUCUUUUAGUUCAAUUUUUGACAGCCUACUUUAUCGUCCCAAACGUUCAAACGACAUUCAGGAGUAUAAUGAAGUUCAACGCAUUCUCAAAGAAGAGAUUAUCAAUCCAUUGCGGUCGAAUUUGUAUGUACGAGCUGAUAGGGUAAUGCAUCUUCGACAACUAUUGGAAAAGAUUAGCUCGGUACGAGGGUUGACUAGCGAAGAAAAAGAUCCCGAAGAAUUCAUAAAUCUUCUCCUCAAUGAGAUAUUGAAAACGGAUCCUUUCCUGAAACUAAGUUCCGGUCUAGAAUCAUUAUUUUAUCAACUGUUUGUUGAAAAAGACGAAAAUCUUCAAUUGCCAAACGUUCAGCAGCUAUUCGAUCAAUCAUUUUUAGCAUCGGAUAUAAAACUACGCGAAGUUCCAUCAUGUUUAAUGAUACAAAUGCCACGUUUUGGCCGUGAUUUCAAAAUGUAUCCCCGAAUAGUUCCUAGUUUGAAUUUAGACAUUACUAAUGUUCUGGACAAUUCACCUCGCCAAUGUAUAAUAUGUGGUGAACUUGCUCAAUUUGAAUGCAAAGAUUGUUUUGGAAAAUUUGGUGAUGGUCUUGAUUCUAUAGCAUUCUGUAUGAUAUGUAUGGAUAAAACUCAUAGUACACAUAAAAAACGCAUCAAACACAAAACGACAAGAUUGAAUGUUCCUCCAGAAUUCACUAUGCUUCAAAAUCAUACAAACAUACCACGGGUGACAAUGGAAUUGUUUGCUGUUCUCUGCAUUGAAACAAGUCACUAUGUUUCGUUUGUCAAAUGUGGAACUGAACCCAACAGUCCUUGGUGUUUUUUCGACAGUAUGGCUGAUAGAAAAGGUGAACAAAAUGGCUAUAACAUACCUGAGGUUGUCGAAUUUCCGGAUUUAAAAUGGUGGAUGAAUGAAGAUGGACAAAAUUUUCUGCAAAAAAAUCGUGAUGAUAAAUUGAUUCCUGAAUUGGCGAGGCGGUUUUUUUCGGAUGCUUAUAUCUGUUUUUAUUCAUCUGAAGCAUCACUUUAUAGAUGAUGAAAACGAUUGAUUGAAACGUGUGUGUGUGUUCGUCUUUUUGUCCACUAUUACAAAAUCAAAAUGUGCAAUUAUAAAAAUCUA